This is a messenger RNA of Phytophthora sojae, 453 nucleotides long. RefSeq lists its product as hypothetical. The transcript has a single exon. The record is from RefSeq and is a predicted model, not a curated record. The coding region runs from base 1 to 453 and encodes 150 amino acids. Gene Ontology annotation, cellular component: membrane. NCBI's taxonomy places the organism in Eukaryota, Oomycota, Peronosporomycetes, Peronosporales, Peronosporaceae.
AUGGUGACCGGGAGCGUGAAGGUUUACGUGGCCUGCACGUCGGUGCUGUACCUCAAGUUCCUGACCGCGACGAUGAUCCAAGGCGCCAAGAAGUUCGUCACCGGUGGACGCCCACCAGAGGAUACGAAGCUCGCCGCAGCCAAACGCAAGCAGACUUUCGGCAUGGACAAGACCAGCGACACCAACACGCUGGAGGCUGCGCAGCGUUGGGGGGGCAUCGUCAUGAACGACCUCGAGUCCAUUCCGUUCGCGCUCCUCAUCUUCGGUGCCGGCAUCAUGGCCGGAGCUGACCCCGGCGUGCACUACCGCGCGAUGAUCGCGUACACGGCGUCGCGCUGCCUGCACACGUGCGCGUACGCGACUGGCAUGCAGCCGAUGCGUUCGCUGACCUACGGCGUGGGUGUGGUGGCUACGCUGGUUGGCUUGGGCAACGUCGUCAACGCCAUCCUAUAA